This is a messenger RNA of Miscanthus lutarioriparius, 885 nucleotides long. The record is from the annotation of a GenBank genome assembly. NCBI's taxonomy places the organism in Eukaryota, Viridiplantae, Streptophyta, Magnoliopsida, Poales, Poaceae.
AUGCCUGGCGUGGACGUCUGGCCAUCUGGGCACGGCGCCGACAACAUCGACGUCGCGAUUCGCAAACUCGCGAUGACUCGGAGGCGGAGGCGGGAGUCUUGCCGUCUGCGGUCUGCCCGUCUCGAUGGAGCCAAUGCUCCUGCCAUCCUGCUCGUCCUGUUGGCUGCUGCCUAUUGCAUGUGGAAGAUGCACAGCAAGGAGUCAAGGAACAUGAUCAAUACAGACUGCCGACUGCGGAUUGGAGCACGAAGAGUCACGCUUCGCGGCGUAUGGAACUCAGCAGCAACGCUGCUCGUGUAUGACGUCAUGAUGACAUCAAGCAAAGGAACACUGGGGCAAAACAGAGCACAGCUCGCGGCCGGCUGUUCAGGGUUCGCGGCCGCGGCUGCGCAGUCGCGGGCAAGGGGAGCCUGUGACAGGGCAGCGCCGCGUCCGUGGUCAGGCGCGGGACAGGGCGCGGCCUCGCCGGAGCUCGCAGGCGUGGCAGCCUUCUGCUGCGGCGCCCGCCCCGUGUCCGCAACGGCCAGCCCCGAGGCCACGGCGCCCGCCCCCAUGUUCGCGUCGAACGCCUGUGAGGCCGCCUCCGUGGUCGCGCCGGCCGCCACCAAGGCUGAGAGGCCGGCCCUGCUCACGCACGCCUUAUCCGCGCUGAUUGCGCCCAUGUCCGCGACGGCUGCCCCAAGGCCGCGGCGCCCGCCCCGUGUCCACAACGGCCAGCCCCGAGGCCACGGCGCCCGCCCCCAUGUUCGCGUCGAACGCCUGCAAGGCCUCCUCCGUGGUCGCGCCGGCCGCCACCAACGCCGCGCCCCCGGCUGCGAGGCCGCGACGCCCGCCUCCAUGGCCGCCCGCCUCGAUCUUGGGUUACGGGGAGGGAGUUACCCGUAG